AUGCUACCCACUUGGCAACCCCCGGCGGAUUAUCGCAACAGGGCCGUCGUGGUUUUAGGCGGCGGUGUGCUCGGAAGGCGGAUAGGUUGUGUCUGGGCAUCGGCGGGAUACAAUGUUCGAAUUCGGGAUCCGAGCCCCCAGCAACGAGAGGAUAGCGUUGAGUACGUCAAACUGAACGUUGAUUCGUACGCGGAGAAGACAGGCCAGGCCUCUGGCACGGUCGAAGCUCUCGAGAGUCUUGAAGAUGCACUUAUCGGUGCCUGGCUAGUUAUCGAAGCCGUUCCGGAGAAGCUUCAGCUCAAGAUCGACACUUUUGCUCAGCUCGAGGCACUUGCGCCAAAUGACUGCAUCCUGGCCUCCAACUCGUCCUCCUACAAGUCUUCAGAAAUGAUUGAGAAGGUUUCCGACGAUGCUAAAUCUCGAAUUCUGAACAUGCAUUAUUAUAUGCCCCCCCAGAACAUGGUCGUUGAGCUCAUGACAGACGGCUAUACUGAAGAAGCCAUUUUCUCCUUCAUGGUUGAGCGAUGCAAAGAAGCAGCAACUCUGCCCUACGUUGCUAAGAAGCAGUCAACUGGUUUUAUUUUCAAUCGUCUUUGGGCUGCUGUCAAGAGAGAAACCUUGACAAUCUUGGCAGAAGGCGUCUCCGUUCCCGAGGAGAUUGACUCUCUGUGGACCGAAAUGUUCGUCAAGGGAGGCGCAACCCCUUGCAAAACGAUGGACAACGUGGGCCUAGAUACGGUCGCUUUCAUCGAGUCUCAUUAUGUCGAGGAACGUGGUCUGUCUCCAGCGAAGACGGUGGAUUUCCUGAACACACAUUAUAUCAACGAUGGAAAGCUAGGCACAAAGAGCUCACACGGUGGUCUCUACCCUCCAGCUGCGGAUAAACCGGAUGAACUGCCUGCACCAAGUGUGCUUGUUUUGGACAUUGGUCUCGCCUCUUCCACCCCGACAAUGUCAUCUGGUUCCAUUCUGGAAUUCUCAACAGCCGGAAAACUCAAACGAACACUCGCCAAGGAUCAAGCUCUUCCAGAUGGUGUGGCUGUUGACAGUGAGAGCGGUCUGAUCUUUUGGACCAACAUGGGUAUUCCAGGAAAACAAGACGGUGCCGUGCUUUCACUCGACCUGAGCACAAUGGCUAUCAAGACCCUGGUCGUCCCUGGCACCAUCAACACUCCAAAGCAACUUGCUUUGGACAAUGUCGCAAAGAAGAUCUAUUUCUCCGACCGCGAGGGAUGCCGUGUUUACCGCUGCAACUUUGAUGGCACUGACUUGGAGACCCUUGUCGAGACGGGCAACCCUGACAAUACCGACCCAACUGAGAAUAUUCACAACUGGUGUGUCGGUAUCACUGUCGCCCCAAAGCUAAACAAAUUUUUCUGGACCCAAAAGGGCCCAUCCAAGGGUGGCCAGGGCCGCAUCUUCUGUGCCGAUAUCUCGACACCCGUUGGUGAAUCUGCAGCCUCCAGAUCAGAUGUGGAAUGUAUCCUUGAGGACCUUCCGGAGCCUAUCGACCUUGAAAUUGAGGAGUCCUCUAAGACACUCUACUGGACUGAUCGUGGUGAGAUUCCGUUCGGCAAUUCGUUGAAUUGCUCUCGCCUCGAUGCAUGCGGCCGACCAAUCGACACAUCCUCGUCUCGAAAGCACGAGAUUCUGACUCGUAACUUCAACGAAGCGAUUGGAUUGAAGAUCGAUGCUAGCAACAAUGCUAUUUAUGUGACAGACCUUGGCGGCAGCAUCUAUCGGUGUGAUUUAGAUGGAAAGAACAAAUCUGUCUUGGUCAGAGAUGAUAACCGAGCUUUUACCGGGCUCGCUUUGCUCUGA
Messenger RNA from Penicillium atrosanguineum, 1821 nucleotides. RefSeq lists its product as uncharacterized. The transcript has 3 exons. Gene Ontology annotation, biological process: fatty acid metabolic process. Bases 1 to 1821 code for a protein of 606 amino acids. NCBI's taxonomy places the organism in Eukaryota, Fungi, Ascomycota, Eurotiomycetes, Eurotiales, Aspergillaceae. The record is from RefSeq and is a predicted model, not a curated record. Gene Ontology annotation, molecular function: NAD+ binding; oxidoreductase activity, acting on the CH-OH group of donors, NAD or NADP as acceptor.